Molecule: messenger RNA, 2215 nt
Organism: Menidia menidia (Atlantic silverside)
Lineage: Eukaryota; Metazoa; Chordata; Actinopteri; Atheriniformes; Atherinopsidae
Source: the annotation of a GenBank genome assembly
UUUCCUGUACCACUCCUCUCUUUCCAUACUUGGCAAUGCCUUUCUCGCUUCUCCGCUAUUGGCUGCUGCACAGAAGGCCCGGAGUGACCCGGACGUACAACCGAGGCCUGUUUUCUCGCCGCAGCCUCCUUCCUGUAGCCCGCUUGAGGAAGUGAAUUUCGCUGACAGGGCUGGGUUCACAGUAAGGUAGAGGCGAACAAAACAUCUUCCGCGGGGGACUAAAAAAAACAACCAGAGGAGCAACUUCAUAAAUCGUAAUAAAGCUAAGGUGUACACACAUUGGUGAUAUCAAGCUCCCCUGCCCCGCUGAGACCGCCGCAGACAUGAAUGACCAGCAGCUGGACUGUGCUCUGGACCUGAUGAGGCGUCUGCCUCCUCAGCAGAUCGAGAAGAACCUCAGUGACCUCAUUGACCUGGUGCCCAGUCUGUGUGAGGACCUCCUCUCUUCUGUGGACCAGCCCCUGAAGAUCGCCCGGGACAAAGUGGUGGGAAAAGACUACCUGCUCUGCGAUUACAACCGAGACGGCGACUCCUACAGAUCCCCGUGGAGUAAUAAAUAUGAACCUCCCAUUGAAGAUGGUGCAAUGCCUUCAGCUCGCCUGAGGAAGCUGGAAGUGGAAGCCAAUAACGCCUUCGAUCAGUACAGAGACCUGUACUUUGAGGGUGGCGUGUCCUCUGUGUACCUCUGGGACUUGGAUCAUGGCUUUGCUGGAGUGAUUCUCAUUAAAAAGGCAGGAGACGGAUCCAAGAAGAUCAAAGGAUGCUGGGACUCUAUUCAUGUGGUGGAGGUGCAGGAGAAGUCCAGCGGCCGCACUGCUCACUACAAACUCACCUCUACUGUCAUGCUGUGGCUCCAGACAACCAAGACCGGCUCCGGUACCAUGAACCUGGGCGGCAGCCUUACAAGACAGAUGGAAAAAGACGAAACGGUUGGAGAGUCUUCGCCCCACAUCGCUAACAUCGGACGCCUUGUUGAAGAUAUGGAGAACAAGAUUCGUUCCACACUGAAUGAAAUCUACUUUGGCAAGACCAAGGACAUCGUCAACGGCCUGAGGAGUGUGCAGACCCAGGCUGACAAGUCGCAGAAGGAGGCUCUGAAGGUCGACCUAAUGGAGGCACUCAAACGCAAACAUAACAGCUAGAGAUGCUACUGUUGUUUUUUGUUUUUUUUUCUCCGUCUCACUCUCUCUUCGCCUCAUCUCUGCCAUCUUCUGUUUCUUUACGUCUCUCUCUCUCUCCAUGCCUGUUCAGUGCUGCACUCUUGUUAAUUUGUGGAAAAACGAAAAAGGAGAAAACGCUUUGCAUUUUAUGUCUAUUUUUUUUUUGUUUUGUUCUUUUUGUUUUUGUUUCCAUGCAUCUCGUCUGCCAUGAAGCCAUUCACCCACACUCUGUUUCUCUUUCCCCCUCUCUGUGUCACCUGUAAUGAAUAUAAUGAUAGUAUUGCCACGGUUAAUGAUACAGAGUGAAGCUCACUGUACUGAUAAUCCCCGGUGCGUCCUCGGUCAGUGCUCAUCUAGCUGCCGUGACCCCUACAGGCGGGGUAGGCUCGACAGUGGUGUCAUUAUGUUCAUUCACCUUAUCUCCUGCUCCCGUUUUGUCUCCGACACCAUUCAGAUAUAUUUGUAUAGAAAUAUAACUGUCCACGUAUAACUGUAAGCCCUCGGGGCAACGUAAACAUGAGGAUGGCCUUUCUGUGUGCACAAAGAGGUUUUUACAUUUUAUCCCACUCUGUCUGCAUGCAUGUGUGCCUGUGUGGGAACACGGGGCAGCAGGAGGAGGACAUGGGUCAAACAUGGGGAUGGACUGUUAUCACCCUCGUCACAAACCGCCCCCCCCCCCCCCCCCACCCCACACUGUGUAUAACAUGGCAGUUUCUUCCCCCUCUGUUCAACUCAUCCAGCUCUCUUCACCUAUUCUGUCUUUGUUGGGGGUCACAGUUUGUCUUUGUGUCUCACUGGAAACCUUUACGUGUUUCCAUUUUUGGAGGGGAAUCUUUUUUUUUGUUUUGUUUUUAUUUUGUAAAGCUUAUGAUUCAUAUUGUAUUAGAGCCUCCAGCAACAAUAAAAACUGUAAAAAGCUAAACUUGUUUUUCUUCUGACUCUGUGAGGUGAUGUCAUUGUUGAGUUGGACUGUAGAUGUUGGACUGGCUUUACUUGGGAUCAUGAGUAAUCAGUGAAUUGUCCAAAAAUAAAGCCUUAUUUCCAGAAACAAGGCC